Thalassophryne amazonica is the source of this 1529-nucleotide messenger RNA. RefSeq names its product perilipin 2 (gene plin2). Bases 159 to 1484 code for a protein of 441 amino acids. Gene Ontology annotation, cellular component: cytosol; lipid droplet. The transcript is spliced from 8 exons. The record is from RefSeq and is a predicted model, not a curated record. Lineage: Eukaryota; Metazoa; Chordata; Actinopteri; Batrachoidiformes; Batrachoididae. Gene Ontology annotation, biological process: positive regulation of triglyceride storage; lipid storage.
UCCCUUUACCUUUGCCCCAGAAAAUUCUCCACGUCACAGUCUGGCUUCAUCUCGCGAUAUUUGGAGAAUAUAAAUUCAACUGGAGUCGCGUGAGGUCCCGUAUUAGUCAGCUGACUGAGCGCCUUUUUCUGUUUAUAUCGACGGGGAUCUUCGCUGACAUGGCAGCAGUUGAAAUCGUCUCACAGAAUGUGGUGGAGAGAGUGACCAGCCUCCCUCUGGUGAGCUCAACCUACGGUUUGGUGUCCAGUGUGUAUUCCAACACAAAGGACACCUACCCUUACAUCCGGUGUGUGUGUGAGGCCGCCGAACACGGCGUACGGGCCAUCACCUCCGUCGCCUUCACCACUGCGUCCCCCAUCAUCGAAAAGCUGGAACCUCAAAUCACCAUUGCUAAUGAUCUAGCCUGUAAAGGUCUGGACAAACUUGAGAGAAAACUACCAAUUCUUCACCAACCUUCUGAGCAGAUUGUUUCCAGUGCCAAGGAUGCAGUAACUAGCGCUAAAGAUUCUGUGACUGUCACUGUGUCCAACGCCAAGGAUACGGUCUCAGAUACCCUGAACAGUGUUGUGGCAAAGACUAGGGGAGUGGUGCAGGAUGGGAUGGAGAGGACCAAAGCUACAGUUGGUGGGAGUGUCAGCACGGUGUUGGAAAGCCGUGUGGCUCGACUGGUCAGCAGUGGCAUGGACACAGCCCUGAGUACCUCUGAGAACCUGGUGGAACAGUAUCUCCCGUUAAGCGAAGAAGAGCUGGAGCUGGAAGCCAAAACUGUGAAAGGCUUCGACGAGAAAGCGCCAAGCUAUUAUGUCCGUCUGGGCUCCCUCUCCACCAAACUCCGAAAAAGGGCGUAUAGUAGCACUGUGGCAAAAAUCCGUGAUGGGAAGCAACGUAGCCGAGAAUUAAUUUCUCAGCUCAACAACGCUGUUGAUUUGAUUGAAUACGGCAGGAGGAACAUUGACGGGGCUAACCAGAUGGUCAACAACAAGUUGAACUCUUUAGUGGGGUGGAAGUCCAGUAGCCCAAACCAGACUGAUCAUGAGGCGGAGGUAAUAGAGUCUCGUACUUUGGCUCUGGCACGCUCCCUAACCCAGCAGCUCCAGACAACGUGUUUUGUUUUGGCGUCUGGCCUCCAGGGUCUUCCCAGUCACAUCCAGCAGGAGGCGCGCUCCCUGAGCCACUCUGCCUCACAGGUCUACACUAGCUUCCGUCAGACUAACGGCCUCGGGGAGUUACCAGGCAGUGUGCUGACCAGCAGCAGAGUCCAGCUUGGAAGAAUGAUCAGUACCCUGGACCACAUCAUGGAUUACCUGGUCAACAAUACGCCGCUCAACUGGCUGGUGGGUCCUUUCUACCCGCGGAUGAACUCCAUGCCAAAUCAACACAGAGACUUAGCUACCAGCAGUACCGUGACCCCAAAGUCCCGUGAUCCCAACCCCCAGAAACAGCCAGAGGAAGUUGAGAUGGAGUCCCUGAAUACUCAACUGUGAUCCAUUAUAGCCAUUCUAAAUAUUUGCUGUUCUUGUGCUUUUUUU